Molecule: messenger RNA, 195 nt
Organism: Trichoderma asperellum CBS 433.97
Lineage: Eukaryota; Fungi; Ascomycota; Sordariomycetes; Hypocreales; Hypocreaceae
Source: RefSeq, a predicted model, not a curated record
AUGUCAUAUGUAAGAACUGGGCAUGGGACGCACAGCAAAGUGGACCGUCGAACCACCACAGCCCGGCCCGUGCCCUAUGAAGGAUUUCUUCAGUGUCUGUCAUCCUCGUGUGCCUGUCCCGUGUCCCUCCUUUGUCUCGCAUGGAAUGUUUCACGCCACCUUUUUCUCUCUUUUGUUUCUGGAGAGAGUAGGUGA